This is a messenger RNA of Haliotis rufescens (red abalone), 1198 nucleotides long. RefSeq names its product contactin-3-like. Lineage: Eukaryota; Metazoa; Mollusca; Gastropoda; Lepetellida; Haliotidae. The record is from RefSeq and is a predicted model, not a curated record. Bases 485 to 1198 code for a protein of 237 amino acids. The transcript has 5 exons.
UCACCACUCCCAGCAUAGGUGAGUUUGAUUGUGACACUCAGUCGUAUAACAUGUCAGGACAUAUAGCUGAUCGUUGGAGGUACGUAGUUAAACUGGGUUUGAAGCACGAAAAUCUCUUGGAUCUUUCACGGCAUAUAAAUACUUUUCUUGCAAUAUGUCAAGUAGUAGUACAGUAUUUGGUAUUGAUUUCUGGACAUUGCUGUAGAAAUCAUGGAUUAACCUAGGCAAUACAAAACUCUGAUAUCACGGUUGAUGGCACGCGAUAAUGACACAGGUUGAAUGUGACUGCAGUCGUAAAUAGAUUAUCAAAUAUUAAGCCUUAUCUUGUACCUUUAACAUUAUUAACGUUCUCCUCCCUCACUUCUCAGGGACUUGGGGAAAACGUGGUGUUGUUGCACAUUCAGGUUGGAUGUUGGUAUGUAACACAUGAGAAUGUGUCAUUGCAGUUCCACGACCACCGAAGAUACUGACCAACAACUCCGAUAUGGAUGAACAAAUGUACUUCUCGGAAAGCGAGGGCACUGCUUUGCUCCUGAAUUGUGAAGCUGAUGGCUACCCGCAACCAAGUUACAAGUGGGAGAAGAAUGGCAGAUCGUUUGUUUUGGGUGAGAACAUGUCACUCAACAACGGAACACUCGUUAUUUCUGGACCGACAGCAAGUGAUGGUGGUGCUUACCGCUGUUUCGCAACCAAUAUGUUGGGAACUAGUGUAAGCGCCAGAUUUCAUCUGAUGGUUCGUUUCCUCGGACGUUUCCCCAAUAUUCCCAGAGCUGAGAUGACUGCAGUUGUAGGGGAACAUCUGACCCUUGAAUGUCUGCAUCCCUCUUACUCAUCGGAGUAUAUUCAGAUGGACUGGGAAUAUAACGACAAGUCUUCCACAGCAUUUGAACCUUUCGUGCCCAACACCCGCAUUGUGCAGGAUGCAUGUGGCAGUUUGAUAUUCCGCAGUGUUGAGGAGGGAGAUUUUCCCGUUGGUCGUGUUUUCCGCUGUCUUGUCUCCAUAGGCCAGAUUGUGUCAACUACCAGUACCAACAUAACAGUCAACUUGACAGUCGUAAUAAGACUGGGUAUUGAUGGGUCUGCUGGGAAACUCCCAAAUUUGAUUUACUCCAGCGCAAACCACGUGACAGCUGUAGCUGGACAUCCACUGACGAUGUACUGUGUGUACGGUGGGAGCCUCACCAUCUCUUUAACCUGA